This is a messenger RNA of Pantherophis guttatus, 1988 nucleotides long. Lineage: Eukaryota; Metazoa; Chordata; Lepidosauria; Squamata; Colubridae. The record is from RefSeq and is a predicted model, not a curated record.
AUGUCACCUGGCAAAUUCAGACCUCAUGAUUGGCUAUAAACAGAUAAAGUCAAGUCAAGGAGUGGGACAAGACCACAGCUGAAAACCUUUAAUCGCUGGAGCUGUAGUAGAGUACCUAUUGCUAAUUUACCAAGUGCAAUUGACGUUUAACAGGUGACUGACUUGGACAUUUUUGAAAAUUGUGUGAAUCAGAGCCAAGAAUAAAGUUUCCCAUUUCAAUGCAGAAGAUUGGCUUUCUUUUCCUUGAAGACAAUAUUGUAUGUCCAAUAUGCCUUGAGGUAUUUAGAGACCCAGUCACCACAGCCUGUGGGCACAACUUCUGUAUGAAUUGCUUGCAUGUUUAUUGGGAACACCUAGCUCUGAUUGGGGAACAACCUUACUGCCCUCAGUGCUGGGAACCCUUCAGUUCAACACCUCAGCUCCGCAAAAAUAUAACCCUGGGAGAGAUUGCAAUGAGAUUUGCCCAGGAGGAAACUCAAGAUCCACAGAAGCUGGCUAGUUUCAAGAAUGUCCCGUGCGAUUUUUGUUUCACGCGAAAGUUAAAAGCAGUCAAGUCUUGCUUGCAAUGUAUAGCUUCCCUGUGUGAUAACCAUAUUCAGUCUCACUACACAGACAAGAUUUUCAAGAACCACCAGCUGGUGGAACCUCUCAGUGACUUGAAAGGCAGCAUGUGUGCAAAACAUCGUAAGCUGCUAGAGCUAUUCUGCAAAGAGGAAGGCAAAUUUAUUUGCCACAUCUGUGUCCGGGAAGAGCAUAAGAACCAUGAAGUAAUUUCUUUGAAGCAAGAAAGAAGCAAGAAAGAAGUGGAGAUCCAGAGAAUACAUGCCAGUGUGGAAAACCAGGUCAUGAUAUUGGUAGAAGACCAUCAGAAACAUAGAGCAAGAGUGAAUUACCUUAUGAAAGUGGUGAAGAAUACCAGAGAUGAAGUUAGUUGGGCCUUUACAGAGGUAUUAAAAGAAUUCAAGCGACUGCAGACUAAGGUGAUGGACUUCAUUGAUCAAGAGGAAAAGGCAGCUUUACUUGAUAUGGGGAAUUCUAUUCAGCGCAGACAUGAGCAACUUGCAGAUCUUAAGAAGCAGAAACUGUGGCUGACAAAUCUGUUGGACGAUCCAAGUGACUUUCAAUUCUUACAGGACUACCCAAAAAUAAAGGCCAUAUCUGAUUGCUCAGAAGCUUUGAUUGGACUGAAAUGUGAGGAACUCAGCAGUUUUGUGGGGAUUAAACAGACACUGAGUGAUUUGAAAUCCCAAAUCUCAAUGAUUGGACUCUGCUUCAUCAAUAAAAUCCUUCAGAAGGGAAUCACAAUGGUGCCAUAUGAACUAUUACCCACACCCACAGAUCGGAAGACUCUCCUAAAGUACUAUUGUAUCCUGAAUUUUGAUGCCACCACUGCCAACGAAGAGCUCUUCCUGUUUAAAGAGACUCACUCUGUGCUGAACAUGGGGAUUUUGUUGGAAACCUAUUCAAAACCCACCCCUGGAUUUAACCACUGGCCCCAGCUCCUUGGUACCCGCAGCCUCUGCGAGGGCUGCCAUUAUUGGGAGGCUGAGAUUUCAAAUGGCUGGCUGUGCCUGGGUGUUGCCUACAGCUACCGGCAUAAGACCGAAAAAUCGUGCAUGUUGUAUCUGAUUGGCAGGAAUAAUUAUUCAUGGUGCUUGGAGUGGGACUCAGUGAAUUUCUCUGUCUGGCAUAAUAAUAUCCAGACUGUGCUGCGUGGUGACUACUGCAAGACCAUUGGGGUUUUCCUGGAUUAUGCUGCAGGCUCCCUGACCUUCUACGGCAUCACCAGUUCCAUAAACCUCAUUUACCGUUUUUUAACCACAUUCACUGAACCACUGUACCCAGCUGCCAUGGUAAGCAGUGGGACUUCUAUUACUUUGAAACGACACCCUGAAUAGAGGCCAAAAAGAGGAGGGGGGGCGGGAAUCCCAUCUUAAAAGCCCAGAGAGCUUUUACAGUUGCUGAUAAAAUUAACUUUUAUCUCAUGA